UAAAAGUGUAAAAAAACUCUUUUUUUGUUCUUCUUCACAUUUCAUUCGAUUCAAAAAAUAUUCUGUUCUUAGAUUGUAAUCUGUUUUUUUUUCUGUAAUCUCCCAUUAUUGGGUUUUGAAUUUCUCGUCAUUUUACGAAAAAGGUUGUGAAUCGGCCUAAUCGAUCUCGGUCGUCAUAAGAUCUUACGUGUGUUUUACUAAUCGUGAAACAAUAUCAACGUCAGAUUCUUCUCUAUACACUUUUCUUUAAGUUUACCCAAUCAUCAUGUCUCCAAGUAUGGAGCCAAAGUGUGACCAUUGUGCAACCUCGCAAGCAUUGAUUUACUGCAAAUCCGAUUUGGCUAAACUAUGCCUAAACUGCGACGUCCAUGUACACUCUGCGAAUCCUCUGUCUCACAGGCACAUACGCUCUUUGAUCUGCGAGAAAUGCUUCUCACAGCCAGCCGCAAUCCGCUGUCUCGACGAGAAGGUUUCAUACUGCCAAGGAUGUCAUUGGCACGAAAGCAACUGUUCGGAGUUAGGACACAGAGUUCAGAGCUUGAAUCCUUUCUCUGGUUGUCCUUCUCCUACAGAUUUUAACAGAAUGUGGUCUUCAAUUCUUGAACCUCCUGUCUCCGGCUUGCUUAGUCCGUUCGUUGGUUCUUUUCCCUUGAAUGAUCUCAACAAUACCAUGUUCGAUACCGCUUAUUCCAUGGUACCACACAACAUCAGUUACACUCAGAAUUUCAGUGAUAAUUUGUCUUUCUUUUCCACGGAAUCUAAGGGAUAUCCUGAUAUGGUUCUUAAACUUGAAGAAGGAGAAGAAGAUCUAUGUGAAGGGCUUAACUUGGAUGAUGCACCAUUAAACUUUGACGUAGGAGAUGAUAUUAUCGGAUGUUCAUCAGAAGUACACAUAGAACCGGACCAUACGGUACCAAAUUGCCUAUUGAUUGACAAGACUAACACAUCCAGCUUUACCGGCUCCAACUUUACUGUAGACAAGGCUCUAGAGGCAUCGCCACCAGGUCAGCAAAUGAACAUCAACACUGGACUUCAGCUUCCUCUAUCACCUGUCUUGUUCGGACAAAUCCAUCCAUCUCUUAACAUCACUGGUGAAAACAAUGCAGCUGAUUACCAGGAUUGUGGGAUGUCUCCAGGGUUUAUAAUGAGUGAAGCGCCAUGGGAAACGAAUUUUGAAGUUAGUUGUCCACAAGCAAGAAACGAGGCUAAGUUGAGAUACAAGGAGAAGAAAUUAAAGCGCUCUUUUGGGAAACAGAUUCGAUAUGCAUCUCGCAAAGCAAGAGCUGACACGAGGAAAAGAGUGAAAGGAAGAUUUGUGAAAGCUGGUGACAGUUAUGAUUAUGAUCCAUCAUCACCGACGACGAACAAUUGAAAUUUACAAAAAUAAUUUUUUGUGAAUCGAAGAAAUCAACAUGUUGAGGCAUGGGAACGUUGGAGAACUAAAUAAAGUUGGUGGAAAGCCAAAAUGGUGAAAAUUAUUUAGUAACUUCUUUUAUUUACAGAAUCUCUUUU
This is a messenger RNA of Arabidopsis thaliana (thale cress), 1512 nucleotides long. It is a transcript of the gene BBX10, whose product is annotated as B-box type zinc finger protein with CCT domain-containing protein. Lineage: Eukaryota; Viridiplantae; Streptophyta; Magnoliopsida; Brassicales; Brassicaceae. The record is from RefSeq and is marked reviewed. Bases 266 to 1372 code for a protein of 368 amino acids. Gene Ontology annotation, cellular component: nucleus. Gene Ontology annotation, molecular function: zinc ion binding. Gene Ontology annotation, biological process: regulation of DNA-templated transcription. The transcript has 6 exons.